Molecule: messenger RNA, 1768 nt
Organism: Nematostella vectensis (starlet sea anemone)
Lineage: Eukaryota; Metazoa; Cnidaria; Anthozoa; Actiniaria; Edwardsiidae
Exons: 2
Coding region: 303-641 (112 amino acids)
Source: RefSeq, a predicted model, not a curated record
CAUUAGAGCAACAAUGCCCGCCAAAGUUAUAAUAAUUUGCAUUGAAUACGGCUCAUGGAUAGUACGGCGUUUCAACUUAGCCUUGCUCUACUGUUUCCUUUGGCCUUAUUCAUAUAUUCAUAUCCACCUUCAAUGAGUGAUGCAAGUUUGAGUCACGUGGCACCCUGCGAUUGAUGAUGCAAUAUGUAUAAUGACGUAACAAAAGCUGCAGAUGUUGACAACGCUUUCACCUGAAAGCAUUUUUUGUAAUUUGAUAAAUUCUUUGACUAAACAAACCAAUGUGACGUACGCGUAAGGAAUAGAUGUGUGGCUCUUUACUGUCUAAGCUGUCGCAUCCCCCCGCACUUUUAGUCUCACCGCCUCAUUUGCGAUGUCUCAGGCGGACCUUAAGUCGUACAGACCUUGUCACUACGGAAGCUGAGAGCGGUUGCUGGGAUGAGCCACAAGAAACGGCGUCAAACGAGGACAUGGAAGAAAUGGUGGAGUGGUACGAGGCGACACCUUCGGAUAACUCGACCGCCAUCAAGGAGGUGCUCGGUGACAGCGCCACAACAAUUACAGGACUAGAGAGCUCGACGCAAGACGAACUCGAGAUCGACACGCAGUACUUAGUGUCAGAGGACAGUAUGUCGUGGGGGUAGACUCGACACCGUGCGGCCCAAGACGCGUGGAUUUUUCUUAGGGUUACCUAGCUACGACGCGCGGGGAGCAGCAAAUAGGAAAGUAAAUAAACGUCUAGCUUGCAAAUGAACGAGAUGUUUAUGCGACUAUGCAUACUAAAAAAUCCAGCAUUUGUCACGCAAACUUUGUCGUACUAAACCAUCCAGCUAUUGUCAAAUAAACUUUGUGUUUAUUGAUUUUAAGACUUGGCAGCUACUUGAAAAGGUCUAGAAAACUGCCCAUAUCUAAUAAACGCCCCUUAUCUAAUAAACGCUCAAUAUCUUAUGAACCCCCCCCCCCCUUAAGCUUACAACGAUAUAGGAAUUCCGAUAAUAUAAAUCAAAUUCGAUUGCGUUCUUGUUUAAUCUGAGCUUGGCUUCUACUGGGUGAGACUUGCUCAUUGUCAAGAAACGUCCAGGGGGAAAUGUGUUGUAAAAUAAAGACACGGUCUAAGAAAUAAAUAGCUAUUAUUGUUGAAAAUUUAUCACUAUACCAUUGUGAAAACACUUAAUUUUGAAUGAAAAAAAAAAACAUUUUGGCGGUAGUAUCAUGGUAAAAAAUAAGAACACAACAAGAACAAUAGAAGCGAACGUUAGGAUUUGCAAAACUGUUUUAUUGGAUUUGCGAGUGUGCAUGUGGUGAAAUAAACAGAAUCCUCACACCCCGCUAUAUAUUACACAGUGCCGAGACCAUAACCAAGAGGCGCACAUGGAUAGGCCUCGCAACAUACAGAAAUCAGCUUGUCAUGCCUUUACCAAGCCGCCAUCGCCUUCGCUGACGAACCUCUUCCGUCCCCUAAAGACAGAUGAUCACGUGAUGAGUGUACAUGAUACGUGGUGGGUACACGAUACAAGAGCGAAGAUACAAGCACGUGAUAUCAACAAACACAAGACACAUGCACGUUAUAAUUACCAACAAGGAACUAUUGAGUAUGACAAUGAGCGCAGAUGCUGACCGAAAAUUGACAAUUGCAGGCUCUCCCUAGGGGAAACCACUCACCCAUAGCGCGAGAUUUAGAUCUACGAAGAUGUCCGAAUGUUUUUCUCUUGCUAGUAAUCCUAUGCACGUCUUCAGAAUGUCUUCUAAAUGAUUAAACAAGUGUGUUUGA